AUGAAGUCACCCCAGAAGGUGAUCGACAAAGCCGUAAAGGCACUCGUAGCGGCAGGAACACCGCACCAACUGCCCCAGAACCAAACCAUCGACCCCAAAACCCUCCCCCUAUGGACCUUCGUCGGCUACCAAGACGCGCCGACCAACAAAACGGCGCGCUUCCGCAUCAACACCGAGUCCGCCCAGUACAACACCUACGUGCUCAGCCACGUGAUCGCCCAAACCGCGCCCAUCUGCCCGGGCACGCUCGAAUGCGACAUGAUGAUCGAGGCGCUGUUCAGUCUGCACGCGGACGCCCAGGAAAACGGUCUGCAGCCCGAGAUCCGCGACCUGGUCAACCACACGCCCAUCUGCGUCGACCCCUCGCGCACCGUCUACCUGGAGCUGACGGCGCUGUACAAGAAGCGCACGCAGUGGAGCGCGCAUUUCCUCAGCGUCGCCAACGGCGGCGGCGAUGCCCAUAACCCGCAGACGCACGCCGAGGCGCGGCUGCGGCUGCGCGCGGCGGGCGAUGCGGAUUAUCUGCGUGAGUUUGCGCAGUUUGAGCGGCUGGUUAGUCAUGGGCGGUGUCGCGAGUUGCUUGGGUUGGGGCUGGAUGUGGAGGGGGUGGAGGUGCUGCAGGGUCGUGGGGUGUACCGGGCGUUUGAUCCGGUGGUUGAGUAUGGUGAGGUGUACCGUGGCGUGCGCUACCUGGUGGGCCGCGGCAACGAGUGUGCCGGCCAUGUGCAGCUGCCCGCGCGGCACCGUGGGGAUACGUGGUUGGAUGUCGCGUUGAGUGACAGUUUCAGCCAGGUGGGUGGGUUGUGGGUGAAUUUGAUGACGGAUGUACCGCCGGGGGAUAUGUACAUCGCGACGGGGUGUGAGGUGACGAUGCGCGCGCCGCGGGCCACGGCGCGGGGUGAGGGGGAUGUGUGGCAUGUGUAUGGCCGCCAUGCGCGCCAGAGCGACAAGGCGUACACGACGGAUCUGUUUGUGUUUGAUGCCGCGACCGGGUCGCUCGUUGAGGUCAUGUUGGGCCUGCAGUAUGGGCGGGUGGCCAAGGCCUCGAUGAGCCGGAUGCUGGCGCGCAUGACUACGGAUGAAACGGUGGUGCGGACCAAGGCAUCGUUACCGCAGCUGCCGGCGACGAAUUCUUCCCCUCCAGCUACCGCUCCGGCCCCCGCCAUGGCUGUUGUCGAGGCGAGCCGUAACUCCAAGAAGCGGAGCAAGAAGACCGAAAAGAAGGAGGCCAAGCCCAAAAAGACACAAAAGGAUUCCGGAUGGCGAGACAUUACCGAAGAGGUGCGCAACCUUGUGGCUCACGUGUCCGGCAUUGAAGCCAGCGAGAUCGGGCUCGACUCGGAAAUGGCCGACUUUGGUAUCGAUUCCCUGAUGGGAAUGGAGCUGGGCCGGGAAGUCGAGUUGACGUUCAAGUGCAAGCUGGACCAGGCCGAACAGAUGGAGGCCACGAGUCUGCGCAAGUUUGUGGCGGUUGUGGCCAAGGCUCUCUUUGGUACUGAUCAGCCCGCUGAGGUGGAGGACGAAGCCAGUGAAGCUGAAGACGAAGACGAUGAUGAUUCAUCCUCCACUGGUGAAGGAGGGACAUGGUCGGAGCCAAGCCAAGAAGACGGAAGCAAAGAGUCCUCUGGUUUGCAGACGCCGGAUUCGAGCAGCUACACCCCCCCGCCGGAGAAAGCCCAGAAGGCCGGGCCCGUGCCAGGCAACCUAAAGCCCCUAAACGCACCAACGGCGCCGCCAGCCGUGAGCAACCUGGUACUAUCGCCCGCCGACGUGCUCGCAGCCUUCGGCGAGGUGAAGAUGGCCACCGACAGCCUCAUGCGGGAAUACGAGAUCGACAAGACGGAAAGGACCCUCCUUGCGGGCAGCAACCGUCUCUGUGCGGCGCUGGUGGUGGAGGCCCUCGACGAGCUAGGCUGCCCCAUCGGCACCGCCGCGGCGGGCCAGCCACUCGAACGGGUGCCGUUCCUCCCGCAGCACGGCCGCCUGAUGCAGUGCGUGUACGAGUUCCUCGAGCGCGACGCGCGGCUCAUCGACAUCGACGUCGCGAGCGGCCAGCUGACGCGCACGCACGUGGCGGCGCCGCGCAAGACGAGCCAGGCCAUCCUCGAGGACCUGCUGACCAGCCAGCCCGAGUUCGCCGUGGCCAACCGGCUCGCCUACCACGCGGGCAAGCAGCUGGCGGGGGUGCUCAGCGGCAAGACGGACGGCAUCCGCGUGCUCUUCGGCAGCCCCGAGGGCCGCGAGGUGACGGCGGCCAUGUACUGCGAGCACCCGUUCAACCGCAUGAGCUACCGGCAGAUGAGCGACGUGGUGGAGGGCCUGGCGGAGCGCAUCCAAAGCCGCGGCGGCACGGGCGAGACGUUCAAGGUGCUCGAGAUGGGCGCCGGCACGGGAGGCACCACGCUCGUCAUGGCGCCGCUGUUGGCAUCGCUCGAAGCGCGCGGCAUCAUGCGGGUCGAGUACACUUUUACUGACCUGUCGCCGUCGCUGGUCGCCAAUGCUCGUCGGCGGUUCGGGAAGAUGUAUCCCUUCAUGCGGUUCGCAGUGCAUGACAUCGAGAAGUCGCCGGCCGAGGAGUUGAGGGGCCAGCACCUGGUACUUGCCAGCAAUGCCAUCCAUGCCACGCACAACCUGGUUGUCUCGGCCUCGAAUGUGCGCCAGGCCCUGCGGCCGGACGGCUUCGUAAUGAUUCUAGAGAUGACCGAGGUGGUCCCCUUCAUCGACCUGGUCUUUGGGCUGCUCGAAGGUUGGUGGCUAUUCGAUGACGGCCGGAAUCACGCAGUUGUGCCGGCCGAGCACUGGGAACGUGAGCUGCACACUGCAGGUUUUGGGCAUGUUGACUGGACCGACGGGAACUUGCCCGAGAACGCGGUCCAAAAAGGUCAUUUUCGCGAUGGCUUCAGAACCCCAGGGUCCUCGCCUACCAAAGGCCGCCCCGGAGCAAACGAUGGAACUCGACCGAGGUGA
This is a messenger RNA of Chaetomium globosum CBS 148.51, 2967 nucleotides long. RefSeq lists its product as uncharacterized. The transcript has a single exon. The record is from RefSeq and is a predicted model, not a curated record. The coding region runs from base 1 to 2967 and encodes 988 amino acids. NCBI's taxonomy places the organism in Eukaryota, Fungi, Ascomycota, Sordariomycetes, Sordariales, Chaetomiaceae. Gene Ontology annotation, molecular function: phosphopantetheine binding.